This is a messenger RNA of Lizanozyma spartinae, 393 nucleotides long. RefSeq lists its product as uncharacterized. The record is from RefSeq and is a predicted model, not a curated record. The coding region runs from base 1 to 393 and encodes 130 amino acids. NCBI's taxonomy places the organism in Eukaryota, Fungi, Ascomycota, Pichiomycetes, Serinales, Debaryomycetaceae. The transcript has a single exon.
AUGAGCACACAAGAAGACUCUUUCUAUGGAGGUAUCAUUUCGUACGACAUUCACACCUACUGGAAUAAUAAUGUCAAGGAAGAACGAGACUUUGCACUUGCCUUAAGAGAAAAGGUGUUAAAGGAGUACGCAGAAGACAUCGAGUCUGGCAAAAUCAGAGCACACAAGCCUUGGGAUAAACCAAUUGGCCCUCAUCCUAUUAGCAUGUGGGAAUUAGAUUUCAAGAGUCCAGAAAUAUUUGUUAAGUUAGUUCCCUUUUUUCAAAUCAACCAUGGAUCGCUUUCUGUUUUGAUCCAUCCGAGAACCGACAAAGGUGAUUUGAAAGAUCAUACAACCCAUGCUUUAUGGUUGGGUCACAAGCAAAGAUUGGCUACGGGUUUCUUGAAGGAUUAA